Messenger RNA from Panonychus citri (citrus red mite), 4057 nucleotides. RefSeq names its product ankycorbin-like. Lineage: Eukaryota; Metazoa; Arthropoda; Arachnida; Trombidiformes; Tetranychidae. Gene Ontology annotation, cellular component: Golgi membrane. Gene Ontology annotation, biological process: protein palmitoylation. The transcript is spliced from 4 exons. The record is from RefSeq and is a predicted model, not a curated record. Gene Ontology annotation, molecular function: protein binding; palmitoyltransferase activity. Bases 253 to 3906 code for a protein of 1217 amino acids.
AUGUCUAAUUCUGUUGGUGAUUGUGUUAAUCAAAUUGUCACCGAAACUUAAGUAACUGUUAUUGGACAACAAUCAACAAUCACAUUGAAAUGGGAAAACAACAAACAUUGUGAUUUGAUUUUCUAAUGUGUAUUAACUAAUUUGAUGAUCAAAUUCAGGGAAAAAUCAUUAAUUUUAAUCUUUAUCUGUUUUCUAAUUGUAGUGAUUUAACUGUUUUAUUGGUUUGUUCCGGUUUUGGACUUUGUCGUUUGAAUGAGAAAAUUUUUUCCAUUCACCCGCCGUAAAGGCUCAGCUGAUACUCGGAUUAAAGGUGCUGGUGGUGGCGGAGAUGAUGGCGGAGGAUCAAGAAGUGGAAGGCAUGAUGUUAAUCGUCACUCAAUUGGUUCCUAUUCAAGUGUAUCCAAUCGUUCAAUGGUAAUCCAGUUAAUCCGUGGCGCUUAUAACAUUGACUUAGCAAAGGUUGAUCAAAGUUUCACUAAGCUUCAUAAAUCCUGCUUUCUAAAUCAAGAUUUAAAUAAGAUAAGAAAAUAUCUUAAACAAGGAGCUAAUCCCAAUCAAUUGGAUAAUGUUAGUCGAUCAUCACCUUUACACUUGGCAACCGUUAACGGGAAUCUAAAUAUUAUCCGUUUAUUGAUUGAAAAUGGUGGUAAUAUUGAUCUAACUGAUGGAGAUGGUAAAACACUAGCAAUUAAGGCGGUUGAAUGUUUCCAUAAAGACUGUUUACAAUUUUUAAUCCUUCAAGGUGCUAAUCUUAAUCUAAGUGAUAAUCUAACGGGAAAUACGGUUUUACAUUGGUCAAUUGUUAACAAUUUUACUGAUGGAUUAAGACUUUGUUUGGCCUACGCUGGUCGAGUGGACGUUAAUCGGAAAAAUAAAUCAGGUGAAUCAGCUCUUCAUCUGUUGGUCAAAUAUCCUGAUCUUCACGAGUACAUUGGAGAUCUACUGGACAAAGGUGCCGAGAUUGAUUUGAGAAAUAACCUUCAACAAACUCCCUUAAUGAUGACCUGUGAAUACGGUUACCUUGAAGCGGCUCGAAUGCUAAUCAAUAGAGGAUCUUACAUUUAUCAUCAAGAUGAGUCCGGUUUUACCGCUCUGGGAAUCGCCAAGAGAAAUGGUCAUCUCGCUUUAAGUAAAUAUCUAACGGAUUUGGGAGGAGUUGAUCAACUUACUAGGCCAGAAUCAGAGGUGACCCCAAAUGAGACUAAAACAACGGCUAUUGAUUCUUGGCCUUCGACUGAAGAGGAAGAUGAAGAUGAAAUCAUCUCAAAAACUCGUAAAUUUGAUCCAAUUAUUCAACAAUUAAAAUCACUUCAAGGAGGAGGAGGAGGUCUAAUUGUUACUAGUGGAAAUAAAAAAAGUGAUAAAGUGUUACAAUCAAGUGAAUCAAAUCAACAGCAAAAAGAAAACAAUCAACAAUCAACUGAUCAGUUAAAAUCUUCCCUUGACCAGCAAUCUAAUUAUGAGAUGAAUAAUCGGAAAGGACAAUCAACUGGUUCUAAUACAAAUUCAACAGUUAACCCAACAGUUAAACCUGCAACAUCAAUUGAAAGUAACGGUCAAGAAAUAUUGGGAACCUUUUUCCUUAAUAAUAUUUCCGAUGAUGAGAGUGAUGAUGAUGGUAAAUCAAUUGAUGAGAUUGAAAGAGAUGUGAAAAAGAUGAAAGAUAAAGAAUCAAGAGGAGGCAAAAUGGAUGAUGGUGAUGAAGAUAAUGAUCGAAAUAGUGAAUAUAAGCGAAAAGAGAGAGAAGUUAAAAAAGAUCUAAAGUCCAGUGAAGUAGAAAAAAAGAAAAAUCCAUUGGUCAAGGAAGAGAAAACUUUUUCAUCUUCUUCAUCGACUCAUCAACCUGAACAUGGAACUUUUUCCUUCUCAUUAACACCUAUAAGAGAAGAAGCAAUUUCAUCAUCAACAUCAUCAUCUUUAUCGCCAUCAAUGGAUAAAAAAUCAAAUGUACCAACCAAUUUGAUGACUAGUCAAUCAUCAUCAUCAUCACCACCUCUUCCUCCACCACCACCAGUAAACUUUUCACCUCCAUCAUCAUCGCCGCCACUAUUACCUCCUCCUCCACCUCCUCCACCACCUCCACCACCAUCAAUAUCAUUCACCUCGUCAUCUUUAUCUUCAUUAUCAUCAUUUCCACCACCAGCAUUACCUCCUAGACCUUCAGCAAGCAAGUUAACCAUUGACACUUUGAGAGGUAAAGAUAAAUCAAUUGAAUUACAACGAUCAUCAAUUGAAGUUCAAACUGAAUUGGACGAGUUAUCACCUCGAUUCACAGAAUUGGAACAUUUAAGAAUUGAAAGUGAAAAGAGGGUUAAAUCACUUGAAAUUGAAUUGAGUAAACAAUCAAGGGAAGCAGAUGAGCGUCGUAAUCAAUUGAUAGAGGAAAUUAAUUGUAUGGAAAGAGAAAGAAAAUUAUUGGAAUCAAGGUUGGAAGAGAUGAAAGAAUCACGAGAAAAGUUGAUUGUUGAGAAAAAAGUUCUAAUAUUGAAUGAAGCUAAAUUACAGAAACAAUUGGAAUCCCAUGAGGAAUGUAAAUGCCCCCAAUUGAAAGAGGAAUUGAAACAAGUUAAAGAAUCAGUUAAAUCUCAUCGGAAUCAUUGUAAUGAUGAAUUUAUUCGGAAACUUCAUGAUCUGAAUGAUGAAUGUAAUGAUUUAAGGCGAGAAUUAUCUGCUGAACAAACAGCCCUGAAAGAUGAGAUAAGUCAAUUGGAGAAAGAUAAAGAAUUGUUCAAACUGGAGAAUCAAUGGUUAAAGGAUAAAUUAGAUGAGAUGAGGAUCGAGAUGAGAAAACAUUUUCUUCUGUCCAGUGAUGACAAUAAGGAGCCAACUGACCAGCAUGACCAUUCUCAGCAUCAUCAUCACCUUCAACCAGGAAGCAAAGAAUCGAGAAUAAUAUCAAAAAGAAAGAAAAGAAAACAAGGAAAAGAGGAAACUGAUUAUAAUGAUGAUGGCAAAGAAGAAGAUGAUGAUGAUGAUGAUGGAGAUGAUGAUGAUCUUGGUGAUAAUGAUACAAUUGAAAAUGAAACUCUUGAAUCAAUGAGGAAAACAAUGGUUACUGUUGAAUCACUUUUACGGAAAUUGGAUGAUAAAAUAUCAACUCUCAAUUUGGAAGAUCAGAAAAAAUUAAUGGAAAAGAUUAUCGUUGAAAUUGCGAAAACUCAAAUUAAUCUACAAGUAGAAAGUAUGUUUAAAGGUAUUCGAUCAUUGCUUGAGGAUCUUCAUCGACAAUUAAUCUCAUUCCAAUCAACAAUUGAUCAGCAACAAUCUAACAAUCAGGUAAAGCAACAAACAAAUGAUGAGGAUGAAAUGAUGAAGAUGAAAAGUAGUGAUGAUGAUAAAUUAUCAGAAUUGGAUCUUGAUCAUGAUGAGAAUCAUGAAAAUGGUGGAGGAGGAGGUAAAGAAAAUAAAGAGAAACAAUUAAAAGAUGAUUCAUCUAAUUGUUCACCAACAACAAAGAAAAUAAUUGCCAAUGGUUUUUCAGUCUUCGAAUCACGUAUAUCACAAUUAACUUCAUCAAUUGAGAAAUUAGAAGAUAAUAUUGAACGUCAAGAAUUAAAUAUGCUAAUUCAAGCUCGUGGCUCCAUUUGGUCAACAUUAACUGACCCAACGGGAAUGGUGAUGGACAGUGGUCAUUAUCGUCGUGAUGUCAACAACAAUUCAAUAUUGAUUAAUUAUGUCAAUCGGAAUGAAGUUAAUCAAUUAGCUCAAAGGAAACCACAAAGUAUUUUUGUCCAAAGUUUAAUGAGAUUACAAUCAAGUAAACCCAUUGAUGGUAAAUCUAAUUAUCUUAAAUUAAUCAAUGGAAAUACCAAAGAUUAUGAACCAUCAUUUGAUUUUAAUUACACUAAAAAUAAUCUAUCCAAACAAAUUGAUUCUUUAAAAAGUGAGUUAGGUUUGAGUCGUUAACAAUCAACGACAAUCAAAUGCCAACCACAACCAGAUUACAAUUAACUAAUCAUCUAAUUUUUACCUCCAAUUUUACUUAAUUAAUUGUUCUAGGAACUAUUUUUUUCUUCUUCUUUUUUAAUGGUCUUUUGUUAAUCAGUCAUAUUUUUUU